CGUACAAGACCACGUAUAGAUGGGGGAAAGAAAAACUGCCAGAAGAGUUUCUCUUCUCAGAUGAAGAGAUAAAGUCGAAAGCCACAGGAAACCACGGAACUUACAAAGAUGUAUUGUUGUUUACGGAAACUCAACACAUUCAAAUAGUGACUUUGAACUCCUCUAGCUGCGCGGCAGCUUCUGAGAGCGCCUGCGCCACUUUUCGAGCCCCGCGCGGUUGCCAGGAAACCGCGACGCACGUGGUCCCAGUCUCUAGUGCUCGCUAGAGAACAUGGCCAAAUUCGUGAUUGCGGGUAAAGCAGACUGCCCAUAUUAUGCUAAAGCAGAAAUUCUGGCAGACUAUUUAGCAAAGAAUCUUCCCGACUUUCAGAUUUUUAAAAUCACACAACAUCCUGAUGUGUGGGAGGAGUGGCUGGAAGAGCUUUGUGAAAGGAAUGGGUGGGAUCACAGAACCUCCCCCAUUAUCUGGAGAGAGCUGCUGGAUCGAGGAGGCGAGGGCCUUCUUCUGGGAGGGUACAAUGAGUUCCUGGAACAUGCCCAGCUUUACUAUGGUGUCACUUCCAGCAUGACAACGGAGCUGAUGAUGCUAAUUGCUGAAGAGAACCUGGAGACACAUAUAGAAAAAGAGUUGGAAAAAGAGAGCAUGAAUGAUCUCAUCAACCCCUUGGAGGUCUGGAUUGUCAGUGCAAGUACUAAUGUGUGCAACCACCUAAUCCCCAUCUUGGUAAGUGGAGACGUAUUUGGGGUAGACACAGAGAUCAGCCUAACCUUCUUUGACUGGGAGCAGACGGAAAACUGCCUGAUAAGUGUAGUGAUGGAAACUCAGGACUUGGCAUCACCAAUUCUCCGCAGUGUCUCCUACUGCACAAAUAUUGAAGAGGCCUUCUUUCAGGCCCAAGUCAUCAUCUUCCUGGAUGAGAGCACAGAUGAGGAAGUGUUCAGCCUGGAAGGGUUCCUUCGAAGCAGGGUACCGCUGUGCCGCCUCUACGGUUACAUGAUGGAGAAAAAUGCUGACAAAUCUGUCAAGGUCAUUGUCGGAGGGAAAACGUUUGUGAAUCUUAAAACAGCUUUGCUCAUGCAAUAUGCCCCUAACAUCGCAAGCAACAUCAUUGCAGUGGCACUGGGUGUGGAAGGGCAAGCGAAAGCAAUACUGGCCAGGAAGAUGAAGACAAGCCCGUCCAGCAUCAAAGAUGUGAUAAUUUGGGGUAAUAUCACUGGAAAUAACUAUGUUGAUCUGAGGAAGGCCAAAGUUUACAACUAUGAGAGUGCUAUUUGGGGGCCUCCUGGGUAUUAUCACUCUGUGUUGAACUUGAUUUUUGACAGUGAGUGGGUAACAAAAGAAUUUGGGGUGACGCUUGAAACCUUGAGCACAACUGGCAGAGAGUUUGGGUGCAUUUUGGCGGCACACAGCAUAACCACUACUAUGAAGUACUGGAACUAUGGCUCACCACCCGGAGAGAUUGUUUCCUUGGGGGUAAUGAGUGAAGGCCAGUUUGGUAUUCCUGAAGGGAUUGUCUUUUCUAUGCCCGUGAAAUUUGAGAAUGGAACUUGGGAGGUUCUUACAAAUCUCGAGGACAUUUCACUGAGUGAGAAGACAAUAAAGAGGCUCGCAGACGAUCUGAUUCAGGAGAAACUUAUUGCAAUGGGAGACUUAUUAACCUUCCUGCCAGUUGUAGAAGAAUCUAAAACUAGUAUACUGGAUGCAGAAAAGGCACAAUCCAGUAUGGCCCUGUAUGGAGAAAAGGAACAAGAUGGAUGGGAAGAGGAGUCAUAUACGAAUUACCAGCUCCCUUCAGGAAAGACCACAAGUGAUUCUGAAGGAAAACGUUGAGUACCAAUAAUUGAGCUCCAACCAGAUCGAAUAUAAAGAAGAUAAAGACCUGCGAGGACCUGCAUUGAGAAAAGAGCAAUUAAAUAGCAACAGUCCCAAAGUCCCAGAGAAGUUGCGGUGCUGCCAGCAUCUAAUCCCACUUUUGUUGAUUAUUGCAUGUUUUCAAAAAUAAACUAAUGUAAACCAUG
Meriones unguiculatus (Mongolian gerbil) is the source of this 2019-nucleotide messenger RNA. RefSeq names its product malate dehydrogenase 1B (gene Mdh1b). Gene Ontology annotation, biological process: malate metabolic process; oxaloacetate metabolic process; tricarboxylic acid cycle. Gene Ontology annotation, molecular function: L-malate dehydrogenase (NAD+) activity. NCBI's taxonomy places the organism in Eukaryota, Metazoa, Chordata, Mammalia, Rodentia, Muridae. The transcript is spliced from 12 exons. The coding region runs from base 272 to 1831 and encodes 519 amino acids. The record is from RefSeq and is a predicted model, not a curated record.